Penicillium cinerascens is the source of this 1041-nucleotide messenger RNA. RefSeq lists its product as uncharacterized. Lineage: Eukaryota; Fungi; Ascomycota; Eurotiomycetes; Eurotiales; Aspergillaceae. The coding region runs from base 1 to 1041 and encodes 346 amino acids. The transcript is spliced from 3 exons. The record is from RefSeq and is a predicted model, not a curated record.
AUGCCUUCGUCAACGCGCAAAACGCCGAUAAAAUCAUCGUCGCCCCCUUUUUCCUACUCCUCGUCCUCGUCAUUUUACCCCUCAUCCCUGAGCUCCUACGACAGUGUCUCCUCCGAUUGUCACUCGUCACCGUACCGACACCAGGACCACCUGGAAAGUCUGAUCCUCAAGCACGGCUACCCCACUCCCGUCUCCCUUUCCUCCCUGCGCGAUUUGACGGCCACCUCCUCUUCUUAUACCCCCCCGUCUCCUCCUCGGUCUCGUCGCUAUCGUCCUUCGGAUCCCUCUCCGAUAGACGCUUUCGACUCUCUCUCCCUCUCUUCUACUCGGCCCAUUCCGAUUCCGAGACGGCCUGGUCCGAUCUACGGCGAGGAUCUCCCGGUGACUCCAUUGACCGGACGUUUCGACAAGGCCUCCUACUUUGACGACUGGGAACGAGCUUCGCUGUCCGCCAAAUCCAGGCACCCGGUCUCUCCACGCGCUGGCCGUCAUACCCGGUAUUUAAGCAUGCGUUCCGAUAACUCCCCCUAUUACUCUCCGGUUACUUCACCCACCAUGUCUCCACACCGCCCGAGUUCCCCGCAGCCUUCGCGGACGCGGACGCAGAACUCGUCCAAGUCCAGUACCGGCUUCAGUCUAGGCUCUCUGCCGCGCUUCCACCCGGCUGUCUACCAGUCCAGCCCAACCUCCCACGCUGUCACCGCUCAGCCGCCGUCCCCGCGGCAAUCCCGCCAGCCCAACUACCGCGCUUCGGCCGGCUCGCGUGACUUCAAAUUGCAUUACCGCGAGUUUCUGGAAUCUUCUCAUGAUAGCCCUUCGGCUCCACGUCUGGACCCUCUGCGCAGCCCCGGUCCGGUGACCCCGCUGGCCCUGGAAGCCGGUGACUAUCUGGCCGCCGGAUCUGUGAGCACGGCUGACCGCUCCUCGCGGGACAUGGCGGGCCAGCACAGCGGGCCACCACCGGACCUGGUUGACAAGAUCCUUGCACGGGAGAACGAAAAGGCCCGCCAAAAGGUCCGCAAAUCCGCCAUGGGCCGGUGA